Molecule: messenger RNA, 10034 nt
Organism: Heterobilharzia americana
Lineage: Eukaryota; Metazoa; Platyhelminthes; Trematoda; Strigeidida; Schistosomatidae
Source: the annotation of a GenBank genome assembly
GUUUAUACAACCUCGUUAAACAGAUAUUGGAUAUUGGAUAUUAGGAACUGUCACCAACCUCCACCGAAGCACAUUGUCUAUGAACCUUCUGUUGCUACUUCUGAAGCGAAAAUGUAUCUUUGGAAUACCACUUGCUGCGAAAAUUAACAAAACCAUUGGUCCCCUAUAGACACUGCUGAAGACCAAAACCACUGCCACGUCAUUGGAAAAUGAGAUUGUUCAGCGUAUUUUGAAAGAUGCGCAACAUGAUGACGUUUUGUGAGGCUCUGCUAGGUAUUUGCUUGGUAGUUCUGGUAGCUUCUGAACCUGUGGAUAAUGUCAGAUUGGCAGUUUCCAAAGAAAUAUUGAAUGAAGUCGUCUUUGAGGAGAAAGAAAUGACCAUUGCUUACACGAUUUAUAACUUCCAUGAGUCACGAGCUGCGAGAGAUGUUGAACUGUUCGAUGUCUUUUCUGAAACGGAAUUCACACAGAUUCAUGGUAGUCCUUCUGCACGCUGGUCUGUAAUACCUGCUUCUUCCAAUGUUACUCAUGUCUUGGUCCUCGUGCCACGAAUUAGCGGUGUUCACAACUUCUCUAGUGCUACAAUCACUUACAGGUCCAGUGACCCACAAAGGAAUGUCGUAAGUUCCUUUUUUUCUGAUAACGAACUAAAUAUUGCACUUGGUAUCCUGAACUUCUGUUCGUUAGUGUUAUAGAAAUGUUUAUUGACUUCACUUACUAAGAAUUACCGGUUGAAUCCCCUAAGCGCUGGGUAAACUAGUUGUGGACAUUAAUCAAGAUAAGUGAAUAUGUUAUCAAUUUUGAAUAGUAUUCAGAAACGUCAUCAGGAAUAUUGCGACGGUGAUUGCGUUAUUCUGCUCACUAGUUCAAGUAGAAUUUUUGGAUGUCAGUUAACACUAGAUUUCAGUUUAAAGCCUUGUGCAUAUGUACUAAUUGACUAGGCUUUAAACAAACCAUAGUUGUAUUGAUCUUGUAUCUGGUUUCCCUUCCCAUUCAGCGUUUCAUAAAUCCUAAAGAAAGGUUGCGAUGUAUUCUGUUAAUUCUUAACUGCUCAUCUGGGGAUGUGGCUCACGGAUUUCGACAACUUUAAAUGGUGUGACUUUUUUAAAGCUACUACACCCACAGGAAUUUAGCGAUAAAAUGGUACCAUUUCCCCGUAUGCAUUAGGUAUGCUUCACUUUGCCGCCAAUUUGCAUGUGCUUACCAAAUUGUCCUCAAUCGACAUGCACCCAUUAGUUACGAAUAAUCCAUUAAGACCCAGUUACAUCUUCCUCAUUUUCUGAUGGUUGCUUCUUGAUCUUUUUUAUUUCUGAAAGUGAAUUGGAAAUUAUAAAAAGCUGCCUGUGGAUGAGAAUCACUACUAUAUUCUACUGUCUAUCCCACCAAUUCCAUUUUGAAUGAGCUGUUAACAUUUUCAUCUUUAAUAUGACCUUGCAAAAUGAAAACACUACAGUUACUUACUACGGGGUUCUAUACGCUGGGAUUUGACGACUUAUGGUUAUCCAGAUCUAAGUAAGUGGAGCGGUAUUUGAAACUAGAUCCCUUGACGGAAAGUCAAGUGCUUAAACCAAUCCUAUAGUGUAAGCAUCUAGUUGAGAUUGACUUGGAUCUCUAGCAAUGGUCACAGCGAAAAGUUAUCACGAGUUUAAUAUCGAUAUCAGGAAGUGUAAACAAGGGAGAAACAAAAGUGAGGAGGGUAGCUGACGGUUGGUUAAAUGUUGUGUACUACUAGGAGUGUGUGGGUGGUUGGCACUUCCCGGUCGCCCUCAUUGUGGAAUUUGUUUCUGCAAGGUAUCUGAAGCAGGAAGAGGAAUAAUUUUGCGUGACCGCAGAGCUCAUGGGACAUCUGCUUGAAGCAUAUCACAGAUGGACUUUUUAGGAUUUUUGAGUCGAGAUUUCAUUGUGCAAACGCCGAACAAGUAAAACGCAUACCAUCUGCACCAGAACACCUUAGCAGAGAAGAGUGUGUUAUAUUUGGGGCUGACUUUUGUACUCCUCCUCUCCAUAAGGAAGGCAGCACCAACACAGUACUGUUGGUUAUCUGUGCGAAAUACCUUAAUGCCAUGCCGUUCAGUCAGCAGUACGACUCCACCCUAGGACUCCCAUCAUGACGUAGCUGUUUGCGCUAUGUCUGUAACUGCUCUCUGUUUUACUACUAUACAGCAGACCUUUUUGGUAUAGUAGGAUCUCAAGCGAAAGAGCCUCCCAAUCAGUGCCGGUUUUUUAGGUCUCAGGGAUUUACGAGCCCGACCACCACUUCAGCAUAGCAGCUAUCUAUAUGUUACAGUUCUACAAAGACGUCUCUGGUCCAAUAAAAAAGCUAUUUAGCAUUCAAUGACUUUUAUCAAAAUAGGGUCUACCUGUAUUGCACUCUUGAUCCACUUUCAUAAUACCACAACUGACUCUAAUCAAUACAAUGCAUCUGACUCGAUACAUAUAAUUCUCACGUCAUAUCAUUAGUAAUAACAGAGAACUUUUUGAUUGUUUCCAACACCUUACCACUAAAAAUGAGCACAUACAUGGGAUGUUAUUAGUUUCCUACAAGUAAUUUUAAUUUUGUUGAUAUACAAUAGCUUGCAGAAGGCUAAUAUUAGGACAGCAUUGAUCUAUGUAGCCGUUUUUCAUUUGGUUUAUGGAAUAUAAGAAUACAUGAACAGUUAGUUUGGAUUUUCAGGGUUAGGCGUACUAAACCAAGAAGAAAGGACACCGUUUACGAUAUUUGUUUGAUAUGCGUCUAUUAUGAUAGAAACCGUAUUCAAAUCUCUAUUUCUUCUAUGCUUAUCUGAUUUUUACUAGUGGAUGAAUGAAUAAUUCAUUACUGAGUUAGAAAGCACAAUUUUUUUUGUUUUUUACAGCUUUUAUAUUCUUCUGCACCUGGCCUUGUUACGAUCUACAAAGUAAAGGAGUACAACAAGCGUUUCGCUGCCCAUACGGUUAGUGAAAUUUAUAUUUAUGAUGCAGAAUAAGUUGUGUUGGAGCUAGUGAGAAUCCGAAAAUGCUUUUGUUAUCUUCUAUCGAGAUUUGUUGAACUUAGAGAUUGAAUAGCCCUUUUUUAAACAACAUUCUUCAAAUUUUACAUCAGUAAUUUUAUUCAGUUAGGUAUAGGUAGUCUUACUGACCUAGGCGCCUAGACCCUUAACUGACAACAAGUGGAUUGAUAGUCAGAACGAUUUCAUUUAUCACGUUGUAUUACUAACCUUCACAAGGAUUAUGGCUUGUAAUCUAGUGGUUGCUAAUUUUCACUUUUAUUUUGUUUAUAACUUAUGUUACGUGAUAAUUAGGAUAAUUCAAGAGCGAAAAUCAAACUAAGAAUAGCAGUGAGUACCAACAUAGUUAUUAAAGUGAAAAACUGAAAAAAUGUGAAAAUUGUUACAGCAGCACUGAUAGGAUUUGUAGUAUCCUUGUACUAAGAGAUCAAUCUUAAAAUGAGAACUGGAACGAUGUAUGGAACAUUUUGAAGAACAGUUCAAUUGGCCUUCAGCUAAUAUUGUGUUGCCUGUUACAUAGUCGGAUCCUGAAAGGAACACUGAGACAGGCCUUCUGACACUUCUAGGAGCUGAGAGGGCUGUAAGUUACCGUAACCGAGUGACAGCAGGCCUCCAUGGGAUAAUACUGGAGAUAUUUAAGAACGGUAGUCGACGUAAUUGGUUAAAUUAAGAAAAGUGUUUGUUAGCGUAUAGAAAUCAGAUAUGGUUCUGUGCGACUAGUCUCAAUCACUGGUUGUCCCAAUUUUCAAGAGUGAGAACUCUCCUUUGGUAACCACAAGACAAUCCAUGUGGCAAGGGCAGUAUCCUAGAUUCCAUGGCUUCUAUUCUUCAGACAUCUAAGUAAAGCUCGGGAACUUGACAUCAACCACGAUGUUGAGAUCAGGUAGGUUCCAGACCUAAUCGUGAGUGUAUCGACCAGAUAUUCACCCUCUACUGGGUACUGGACAUUUAUCGGUGCUUGGAGCUAGCUGUAUUUCUAUGGCGUGAAAGUGAGUUUUUCGUAUCUUCAAUUGCCAACAACUGUGUUUAUAGACAUUGUGUUGUAUAGUAGACAACUUUUAGUAAGCUUUUGGAUAUUUGGCUUGAGCUAUAGGCAGAACUAGCUAACUAAGGGUUUAUAUGGGCUCUGGAUUUCCCUCUGGUUACUCAUCCAAUACCCCAUGACUUUUGUAAUUAGUCAGGUAGGUCAGUGGAUUCAGCCACUUUAGCCUCUGCGAAAUGAGAGUAGUCUAGAAGUGCCAUUUUGAAACACUCCAUACUUUUUCAACUUUAUGCUCAGUUGAUUCCGUUUUAGCCAUCUAAGCCUAACUGAACUAUGUUGUUAGCCUACUGUAAGUGGAUUGGUAAACAAUGUGGGACGUAGUGUAAAUUCUUUCUAAAAGUCAUGUAACAUGUUUCAUUGCUUUAGGAUUGUGUGUUCUAAAAUCUCAAUAUGUCUGUGGUUCGAACUGAAAAUUUACCCGCCUUUCACAGAUUCACUCUCCACUAAGUCUAUCUUAAAGUCGAUCGAUUAUGAGUAGAAUGUAUCAAAAACUGCAUUAUUUUAGCUGGUUUUUUCUUCAUCUUAGGUGAAUAUUCCCCCUUUUCUACUAGCAAUUUACUGCCGAAAUUCUCUCAGUUACUACUCUUCAGAUAGAUAUCCCAAUCAGUCCAACUUUUAAUUUAAAGCUGGCAUAAUAAGAGAUUUCCGAUCAAGCAUCAAAUCAGAAUAGGUUUCUAUUACCUACUUCGGGUUUUUUUCAAUUCAUAUGUAUUUUCUGUGAAAGUUGGAGGAUAGAGAUCACUGAGUGACUCGACUGAUUGUAGCAACGUUUGCUUAUUAGCAAUGACUAAGAUCUUCUUAAGAUUAAUAAUUUAUUUCCCAAAAUAUUUCCAAAAACUACUUCGUGAAAUAUUUUCUUAAGAAAUAACCUAAACUGGCUACUGGGUCAGUAUUCAGUGGUUCAAAUUUCCUACUUACAUCAGUUCACGCUAUAGCGUGACCUCCAUCCAUGUUGUCGUUGAGUAACUGUCCUCAUGUUCGACUUAGUUGACUCUACUAGUCAUGAUUUCUCAUUGGAAAUUCGGGAAUCACCUCUCGAAGCUAGUCACCAAUGAGCACCAGAUAAAUUCAAUCUGGAUGUUUGUGGAGAUUUAUUAAUUGAUUUCAGAUUGGAAUUCAUCGUGGACUGAUAUCAGUUGGAGGAGCAUCGGGAAGUGAACAGCUGUUUCUGUCUAGUAUGGGACUCCUCAGCAGUGCUCACCCAUGACCACACGAGGAAUAUCAGUCCAUGAUAAAUUUCAAUUAAUAAAUCUUCACAAACCUCAAAAUUGAAAUAACCUAAGCAUAGAAAUUUAACUUCCGAUAUGUAUAUUAUAUCUAUACUUUAUGGGUUAGUUUUUGCAUAAUUCUAGUCUGAGCACUGAGGAUUGACAAGUAGACUUCGGUUAACACUACUGACACUUCAGUUGUAUCAGUCCCCAAUUCGUUUAUGAUUGGUCUUCGUUUUACCGUGGUUCAGUGGUUGCUUGUUGUUAGUUAGAUGGGGGCAAUCACUCUGAACCUAAGUUUCGUGGUUUUCGUAAGAAAGGGGUGUCUGCAACGUGAUCGGAGUUGAUGUCCCGUCUGAGAUUGGAACCCGCGUCAUCCAGUAUUGCAGUUGAUGUUAUCACUGAGCUAUUCAGACCGUGAUUAACCUCCUAUGGGGCUGAGUUAGGUACAUAGAUUGUUUACUGGAGGGUAACCGACUUCAUGUAGUCUAGCCCUAUGUGCUGACAAUCCUAUCGAUGCUGUUCCACUUUUUAAAGUUGUCAUGUAAUGCAUAUAUGUAUAAAUGUAUCUAAUGUAUACCCCUUUUCACCUUUUUUUCAAACAGAUGGAGUGGAUUGGCUUUGCUUUAAUUGUUACGCCCUGUUUAUUGAUUCCAUACAUGUCGUGGUAUUCUAGUGCAUCAAAAUACUAACAGUUUAUUCUAUGUCUUUUCAUUUGUAUAUUUUUCUCUACUGGGCUUUUUCUUCGUAUUUUCGCUUCUUUGUAUCAAUUGUAUGUCUAUGUUCUUAUGUACAUAGAAUAAGGAAAGAGUAAAAAUUCAAAUAAAAGUAGAUGUUAGAUUUGUUUACUCAGGAAGAGUAGGCUUAUGUGUAUGCCUUCUAAUUAAUACUUCUUGUUGAAUGGAAUUUGCGUAAGUUAUCCGACUUGAAUGUGGCAUACUUCCAUCUCAUUUUCGUUAUGAAAAGGUGUUUCGUAUGUACCGGGUGAAUUUCAAUACAAGAAAACUAUUCUUUGGAAUUAAUGGAUUCGCUAGCAUAGCAUUUGAACUAACAAAUCCGGAAAGAUUUACCUGACUAGUUCAGCGCAAUACCGUAACACAGUCACAUACUAAUUGAAUACAUACAGCAAAAUGGAAGUUUGACUGUGUAUCUUCAUUCGCCUUUUCAUGAUUAGAUGAUGAGUUCGGUUUUUUUACUACUGACACUAAUUGAUGUGAGUAUAAAUCUCCUACUCAAAAAACUAACCUGGUAUAUGUAAAGAGUGUUGUCUGACUGUGGAAUAACCUACGACUGGUUCAAACCAUGUUUUAGCCAAAUGAUGUCUGGUAAUAGAAGUGCAAAGGGAGAUGUAGAUCCUACAACCGAAUAGUAUGUAGUAUAUGAGUGCUUGUUGUGGUAAUUUUUACCUUUUUUAAUCCUUUUAGUUGUCUUGUGUUGUAGUUUUUUGAUUACAAACAGGCGUUAAAAAUAGUUAAGUGCUGAUUAUUUGAGUGUAAAUAAAUGGAAUAAGCUUUUUCCAGCCUUGUUCUUCAUCGUAGUUGGUCGAUUUGUGAUAGUACCCUGGAUUUUUCAAGCCAACAGUUAGGGACUUCAUAAAGUCUUACCUAGUUUUAGUCUGACGUUUAGCCCUUUCCUAGCCUUAUCCAAUUUCAGCUAACAUCAUGCUGAAGUAGAAUUAGACAGAACUCAACCUCAGUGGUUAAUCUUGAAGGUAAUUCGUAAUUAUUUCUGUUUAAAUGGCCGAAGAACUGUUGACAAUUGCUCGGCAGAUGACAUUUUAGGAAUUUUCCUGGUGCGAACUUGACAGACGCGAAGGCCAAUCACUAAUUAUUCGAACUUGUUAUAUACCCAAAAAUACAAGACCAAGAAAGAACACAAUAGCGUAGUCGGAUGAAACAGUAUAUUUGCGAGGUCGUGCCAAGAUACCGAUGCGUUUCGACUAACUGCGUCGAUUACGAUCAGUGCAACGUAACACGACAGCGUGCCGAAUGGCGUGAAUGCUUGAAUGGGUGCCUUCAGCUUAGCGAAUCCUGUAAAACUAUGAAGGUCAGCGUCAAUGUUGAAUCUCGUCGAACCCUAGGCUAUUGGUUCUGAAGAAGUGUGUGACGCUACAGAUCACUCCCCCUUGUGGGUUCGUGAGGACCCUAGUGGUUUCUCUACUGGUAAAACUCUUCCGAUGGGCUCACUGCGAGAAGUUGCCCCUGGUUGUCUGAACUUAUUCUAGGGUGUCGUGGCGAAUGAAAAAAUAAAAUACAAUAAAUCGGAUUGUACGUCUAUCGCCCUUACAGUUAAAGCCAAUCAUCGACCUGAGUCAUAUUUCGCUUCGUUGUUAUUUUCAUCUCGCUGUAGAUGGCAGGAUGUAAAUAUUUCCGGUGCGUACAGCUCCUCAUGUAUAUAAAAACUGUCCUUCGAUCUGAGAAUGUUUGGUCUCCGUGAAAUUGUUUGGCAGAAAAUGCUUCAACAAUACUGGGUCUCAGCGAGUUUAUUUGAAGAUUGUGGCUUGACAAAUUCUAAAACAAUUGAAGGUUCUCAGGCACAUUUUGAUUAUAUUCCCGUGUCUGUUAUAUGUAGUCGUCGAUAAAUGAAAGUAUAUUUCGUAAUACUUAGGAUGAGUUGUUGGUGUUCAGAUGUAAAUCAGCAAGUUGCGGUUUACAAUUCCUGUGUGUCAGGGUUUGGUCAGUCAGUUCGUAUCGAUAACUUUCAAGUAGGUGUGGCUGUAUGAGUGAGUACAUGGUUGAGUAUCAUUGCUCAGUUGUAUUUCGUUUCAUCUUAAAGGGCAUAUGGAAAUGGUUCCACACCAUCUGUAAAGUCAUGUGACUUGGUUUUAUCGGUGUCAAUAUCUCCCAUUUUAUCUACAUGUCUGUAGUGAAUUCUUUUCGAAGUUGUUACUGCCUGUCGUGAAGUCAUCAGUUUUGCAGAAAAUCAGAUUGUUGAUGAGAUAGUUCUGGCUUUGCAGACGGAUACUAUUAUUUUUAUGGGGAUCCAAUAAAAACGUGCGUCGUGGUAACCUUGGGUUGCCGCCCUGAUGCUCUAUCAGCUGAGGCACAAGACACGGCUGGUGACUAACUGAACCACGACUUUCCGAAACUAUCCCAUUAAUAAGCAAUACGAUGCUACAUCAGACCAGUAAUCUAGAUUCCACUGAUUUGAGUCCUCUUGGGACGCACGACCUCAGUUAUCACCGCUUAAAUGUCAAAAUCUUGUAUUCAGAUGAAAGUGCAGCACUCUUUAUACAUUGAGCAAAAUCAGAUUUCAGUCGGAACAAGGUUUUAAAUACCAAUACUCAGUAUUUUAUUGAGAUAUAUAACCAGCUCUCAAUGCAGGUGAUACCGAAGAUUUAAUUCAUAUAAUAGAUAUCUGGAUGCCUAACCUGGGGUAAAAACACAUGGGACGGCAUUAGAACUAUAAAAAUCAAAUCAGAGAAUUGGAUAAGAUGCAGUGUAACUGAGCCACAGUGUACCAAACUGUGUAGUUAACGAUAGCUGCACUUAAAUCUGCAGAAUGGAAGAUUCUCGAUUUUCUUCGACACUGAAAGGUUCAUGAUUAUAGGCCACUGUCGUUGUGUAAAUACUACUCACUUCUACAUGUAAUAAUGAAUAACUGACUAAUUCAGUCAUUUACUCACAAUCGACAUAAGUUAGAUGACGUGAGAAUGCUAGGUUUGUUUUUCCGAAAAAAGGUAAAUUUGUACAAGAGCAAAUAUUUAAGUUGUUAUUUUGUAUAACUAUCAGGUUCCAGAUCUGGUAUAGAAAUAUUGUGUUGUAUCAAUGUUCAACAGUGAGUCAAUUGCACCAUGGUACCGUAUCAUAAAGUAUCAAUCGUUAAGCAUUGAACUAUGGUUGAAGACGAGAUAUCAUGCGUCUUGUACAAGAAAGAAUGGGUAACGUUUACUCUUCUGUCCUUUAUGGCAAUGCAUUCUGUGAGACAACACUGUUCAAAGCGGAAUAUCAGAAAGCACGUUUUAGCAAUUAAAGCUUGUAGUGAACUACGAAAACUGUUGGAUACAGACCAGCUUUUCAUGUAAUCCAUAUUCGUUUAUAGGCUUGUUAAUCUGGAUUAACCGAGGCCAAUGUCAAUUGGGAUUUGAAUGAGCUUGGAUGUAGUUGUUACUACGUAUGGCCCUGCUUAUAUUCAUAGUUCUUUAUCACUACUUAUUUAAUACACUUUACAGAAAAUAGGUGGUGCUUGGUUCAUUUUUUGAGAAUCCCAAAGACCAGGAUAUUCUGGCCCACUGAUAGUGUGGAUCAGGCGGAGGAGAUGUGGAUUAGUAUGUCAGAAGCGUAAGUUCGUGUAAGUAUUCGAGCUAUCGCAAAUAGCUUAAUGAUGAAGGAGUCAGCUGUCCUGUCAUUUCACAUCCCGAAAGUUUCUGAUUCUGGACAGUACCCGCCGAUCAAACUCCCUGCUUCGUGGAAUGUGAGCAUAUCAGCCUGACAGGAGCAAUAUUAGAAGCUCGAUUCGACAUACAGAUGGGAUUAGUAGUUGAGUUCCUUGAGUAAGGUUAUAGCGUACUAGGUUUUGAAUUAGCUUUCUAAUCAACCUGAGUUAUUAUCCCCGUAUAAUUUCACAAAUUGUCAACUCAACCUUUCAGUCGUAGCAGAUAAUUUUAUGGACAGCUGGGAACGUAUAGCACAUUUGUUCCUACCCGAAAAGUGUGAUAUAGAUAUGUAGGUGGCAUAUAUACUGUGUUGUAAUCCGGACAAAUUUAAAGCUUUUUCAGACACAAACUCCAUGGUAGAUGGGAUACAGUUUACUUCUGAGUUAGAGGAUAAACAAGAAGAAUUAACAAAGUUAGAUGGU